GGAAAAUUCAGAGUGCGUAAUUUAAAUAUUUAACACAUUUGGAAGAUUCUUGCUUGCACUGAGUAGAAUGCAGUGACCCCGGCACAGCUGUCUCUUUGUUAAAAAUCUGGUUUCAGGUGAAGAAACACGUAUUUUUUGUUCCGAGCGAUGCCGAUAAGUUUAUGCGCAUGGUAAUAAAAAACCGGUUGCCUUAUUAAUCGUGAGCGACGAUGACUAGAGUUAGUCGGACGCUGCCGUGAAAGCGAGUCGGAGCGUUUUUACAGCGCUCGAUAGUGUCAAUAUUUGAUCAAGUGUGCACACGAUUUGCCGAGAUGGAUUUAUUUCAGUACUUAUGGUCGUUGUUCAGUUUCAUCUUAACUCCAAUUUUCGGUCCCAUUUAUGGUCAACCGCACAUAGUGGUGAUAAUAGCCGACGAUAUGGGCUGGAACGACGUGGGCUUUCACGGCUCGAACGAGAUACCCACUCCGAACAUCGACGCGCUCGCCUACGGCGGCGUCAUCCUGAACCGGCACUACGCGCUACCUACGUGCACGCCUUCGCGGACGGCCUUCCUCACGGGCCGCCAUCCCAUCAGAAUGGGCUUGCAGGGCAUUCCAAUGAACGUCGCCGAGCCUCGGGGUGUACCUCUACACGAGAGGCUCCUGCCGGAGUACCUCCGAGAAUUGGGAUAUGUCACGAGACUCGUGGGCAAGUGGCACCUCGGCUAUUAUACCGAUAAGCAUACGCCGACCAGAAGGGGAUUCGACUCGUUCGUCGGAUAUUACGGAGGGGUUAUCACCUACUUCAAUCACACGGUUACGAAAGAUAAACACACUGGAAUCGAUUACCAUUGGGAUACAUCGGGAAAAAUUGAACCGUUCGAUAACGAUCAGUACGUCACCGAUUUCAUUAGCGAUCAAGCAGAGGCUGUCAUUAAAAAUCAUGAUAGGAAGAAACCACUGUUUUUGCAAUUGGCACACGUCGCUGCACAUGCGAGUGAAAAUCGAGAUCCUAUCGAGGUUCGCAAUAUGACGGAGGUCAAUGACACUUUGAGUUACAUCCCGGACAUCAACAGAAGGAAGUACGCAGGAGUCGUCACAGCUAUGGACGAUUCCGUUGGGAGAGUCGUGAAGGCUCUGAAAGACGCAAACAUGUUGAGCAACAGCAUUAUCAUAUUUAUGUCCGAUAACGGAUCGCCGACCGCUGAAGCUCCUUACACAAAUUACGGCUCCAACUAUCCUUUGCGCGGAAUAAAAGCAACUGUCUUCGAGGGCGGAGUUCGGGUACCAGCGUGCGUCUUUUCGCCCCGAUUGAAGGACCGAUUCCGCGUCUCCGACGAGCUGUUCCACAUAACCGAUUGGUUCCCGACCCUCUACAAACUAGCCGGUGGUGACCUCAGCAAAAUUCAGGAUCUCGACGGUGUCGACCAGUGGUCCAGCAUCAGCGGUAGCCAAAAGUCCAAUCGCGAAUCCCUCCUGGUAAACAUAGACGAAGUUUCAAAUCCGGAAGCUGCGAUAUCCGGAUACUACAAGCUGAUUCGAGGGAUAAACAGAUACGACGAUUAUUAUGGCAAGGACGGAAACGAUUACUCGCCUAAGACCUACGACGUGACGGGAGUUUUGUCGUCGUUGGCCGGAAGGGCUAUAGCAAGUUUGGGGAAUCAGUAUCUGCCGCCGCAGAAACGUAUAACCGAGCUAAGAAACAAGGCGACGCUGAGAUGUGAGAAGAAAGAUGAUCGUCCCAGCUGCCGGGACACGUGUCUCUUCGAUAUCGUUAAGGAUCCCUGCGAGACGACAAAUAUUAUUGAUGAACAUCCCGAGAUGGAAAUCGUUUUGAACACCUACAUCCAGGGAUACAAAGCAGUGCUGAUGAACCAAACGAAUACCUACAUAGAUCCGGCUGGCUACCCUGAAAACUUCAACGGCUACUGGAUGCCGUGGAUGGACCACGAGUACACUCCACCGAAAAACAGAAAUAAGUCGGCCAUCUGGUCGCCUUCGGUAUUCUGCGAGGGUUGGCCGAUCGACGAUCCAAGGAGCUGUUUGUGAAGCCCGAAUGAACUGAGAGAUAAGAGAACAUGAAUAUUCACGCGUUUACUGAUGAUGAUUUCUCGAUAUCGCUACAAGACUGUCCAUUUAUAGCUAAGACAAAUAAAAGAAGAAGCGGAAGCAAUUUUUCAUUGGUCAACAGCA
Molecule: messenger RNA, 2171 nt
Organism: Nasonia vitripennis (jewel wasp)
Lineage: Eukaryota; Metazoa; Arthropoda; Insecta; Hymenoptera; Pteromalidae
Product: arylsulfatase B
Exons: 8
Coding region: 312-2027 (571 amino acids)
Source: RefSeq, a predicted model, not a curated record